CGAGCUUUGACCACGGCGGUGAUCUCUCUCACGGAGUCACGGGCUAGUCAUGUAGUAGUAUGCCUCGUGCGGUUGUGCUGCCCCUCUCCCCUUCCAAAUUCCGAAUUCCCCGAUCCCCACGGUGGCGUCUCCAUUUCUUUCGUCCGCCCGGCAAAAGGGAACUCGAUGCGUGCCGGCUUCAUCAUUCGAUCGAUCAUUUCCCCCCAAACAAAAACUCUCCCUUCCAAACUCGCAAGAAGCUCUCUCCACCAGCUCUAUCCGAUCAUUUGCCCACCCCCCCCCCCCCCCCACCAGCCGUGCGUGCAGCCGCAGCUUUCCUAUUUAAGCAGCGCCUCGCUGCCGCUGCCUCCCGAACGCCGGUCACUCCUCGUCCUCGCCCCGUCCCCUCGAAUCUCUCCCCUUCUAUCUUGUCCUGGACCGGCUCCUGAAAUCUCUCUCUGUCUCUAGAAAUUUCUGCGCGUGUCUUUUGUUGCUCUCCCGGUUUGGUUGGUUCCUGAGCCUGUGUUCCUCGAGGGGUGGUCAAAAGGUUGGAUUUUUGGGAGCAGACAUACUCGCAUCUGGGCAAAGAUUGGGUUUUUUGAGCGAUUUUGGAGUCCUCGUUUGCCCGGGCAUCUAUUAAGCUGAAGGCUGGAUUCUGGGAGAAGUUUUGGCGGUUCUCUGAGAUUUGGUGGCAGCGGAGGACAUGACGAUCGAUUUGUCCAUGCCCGGGAGCUCCGGGCUGCUGGACGCCGUAGGGGAGAAGAAGCACAUGAAGUUCUUCAGCAACCGGUACGUGCUCGCGCUCACGGGAGCCGCAGGAAUCGGCGGGUUCCUCUUUGGCUACGACACAGGUGUCAUAUCCGGAGCCCUUCUUUAUAUUCGGGAUGACUUUCCAGCAGUCAAAGACAAUUACUUCUUACAGGAGACAAUCGUUAGCAUGGCAUUGGUUGGAGCCAUGCUUGGAGCAGCUGGGGGUGGCUGGAUCAAUGAUACAUAUGGCCGUAGAAAGUCUACUCUUGUCGCUGACAUGCUGUUUGCACUUGGCUCACUUGUUAUGUGUGCUGCUCCUGGUCCUUACAUUCUGAUUCUGGGAAGGCUUCUUGUUGGAUUGGGCGUGGGUAUAGCGUCAGUCACAGCACCAGUCUACAUUGCUGAAGCUGCUCCUUCAGAAAUUAGGGGAGGCUUGGUGUCGACUAAUGUACUCAUGAUUACUGGUGGCCAAUUCUUUUCCUACCUUAUCAAUCUUGGCUUUACUGAGGUUCCUGGAACAUGGCGAUGGAUGCUCGGAGUUGCUGCUGUGCCUGCAGUUUUACAGUUUGUUCUGAUGCUCUUUCUGCCAGAAUCUCCCCGCUGGCUUUUCUGGAAGGAUGAGAAGGCAAAAGCUAUUGCUGUGCUAGAGAAGAUUUAUGACUCUGACCGUUUAGAGGAAGAGGUAGAGCUUCUUGCUUCAUCCUCAAUGCAUGAAUUUCAGUCCGACUCUACUGGGAGCUAUUUGGAUAUUUUCAAGUCGAAGGAACUAAGGCUAGCAUUUUUUGCUGGAGCUGGUCUUCAGGCGUUCCAACAAUUUACUGGCAUCAACACCGUCAUGUACUACAGCCCCACAAUCGUCCAGAUGGCCGGGUUUACCUCCAACAAGUUGGCGUUGCUCCUUUCCCUCAUUGUCGCUGGCAUGAACGCUUCUGGGACCAUAGUUGGAAUCUACCUUAUUGACCGCUGUGGCCGGCGUCGCUUGGCCCUUACAAGCUUGGCUGGCGUUGUGCUCUCCCUCGUCAUUCUCGCAAUGGCCUUCAUACUACAGUCAUCAUCAGGUCUCUGUUUGAGCGCACUUGAUGGUGCCUGCCAAGGCGCAUUGGGAUGGUUCGCGGUGGCAGGACUCGCUCUAUACAUCGCUUUCUUCUCCCCAGGCAUGGGACCAGUCCCAUGGGCUGUGAACUCCGAGAUCUACCCUGAGGCAUACCGUGGAAUGUGCGGUGGCAUGUCAGCCACUGUCAACUGGGUGUCUAACUUGAUUGUGGCGCAAACAUUCCUCUCAAUCGUCGGGUGGGUUGGGACCGGCCCGACCUUCCUGAUCAUCGCUGGGAUAGCGGUGUUGGCCUUCAUCUUUGUAGCUAUGUACGUGCCAGAGACAAAGGGCCUAAGCUUUGAACAGGUUGAGCUGCUGUGGAAGGAGAGAGCAUGGGGAAACCAGGGCAACCGCCAGAGCCUCUUGGGUGCUGCACCGUAGACCAUGUGGCAGCUCCCAUCCUGCUCGCCGGCAAAGUGGCAAGAUGCGGUGGCUCCCUUUUUAUGAUGGCUGCGCCGCUCUGGUUUCUAUCGGUUCUCUAGCUUGUAAGGUUAAAGAAGAUCUGGAUGCAGAUCAAACGUUAUUAUGUGGUAGUGUCUAGAUCACUGGUCUGUCACCUGGUUGCGAGCAUUGUGAUGGACUGAUGGUGGAAAGCUCAGUGUUGAGUGAAGAAUCAGGCUAUGUGUUGAAGCUUGUACUUACAUGCCAAGGGCUAUAACCAGCUGCUAUACGGGUUGUGCAUUGUCGGCGCAAGUGUACAGUUUCUGGGGCUAGAUGUUUCGAAGAGAAAGAAUUAAAUUGUUAUGGGAGGUAAAACUUGAUUCUUGGAACAGACAUUAUUGCUUCAUAUUCUUGUGCAAAGUGAAUUUGCUUUAUUGCCCUGCCACCAAGAGAAUAGAAAUGGCACUAAUCUAUUGCUAUUACUCCAUGAGGAGUUGUGUUUCCGAGUUCCGACUUGGCAGACCUUCAGGUUUAUUAGUACUGACGAGCUGAGCUUCAGACACAAAAGCAUCAUUAGUUGUGUAAAUCUCAAGGUGAUGUCACAUUGUCACCCGGCUUGUAGUUACAUUAUCAUGGAUCUGUUAGUAAUGAACGUUUUUAUUUGUUUGGACUCUGGAGGCCUUCUAGAGCUCAAGAACUGUUGACAGGAAAUGGCCUGUUAAGCAGACCAGGACAUUACAUAGAACAUGAUGAUAAAUUAUUCUAGCUAAGAGGCUUUUUGGUGUUACUAUGUGCACUAGGAUUUUCCAGCUUCAGUAAAUAAGUAGCAGUCACCACUGCUGAUUCAGACGAAGCACACAACUAGGCCUAGAUUGGAACAACAUUCAGAAUUUCAGACGAUAUAUAUUAUUGGAAUAUAUAGUGGUCCAAAUCAGGAGCAUUUCUGUAAAAUUUUAGGGCUACUAUCCAUGUAUGGACAUAUAGGAGUAGUAGACAAAUUAGCGGUCCAAAUAAGGGUCGAUUAAAUGGGUGAAUGUUCGUGCAUCCAUUAACCCGCGUGAACAUCUUUA
Molecule: messenger RNA, 3273 nt
Organism: Oryza brachyantha (malo sina)
Lineage: Eukaryota; Viridiplantae; Streptophyta; Magnoliopsida; Poales; Poaceae
Product: inositol transporter 1
Exons: 6
Coding region: 683-2203 (506 amino acids)
Biological process (GO): transmembrane transport
Cellular component (GO): membrane
Molecular function (GO): myo-inositol:proton symporter activity
Source: RefSeq, a predicted model, not a curated record